CUGUUGCUAAGACUACCGUAGGUAGCCGGUCAACGGCACCAAGUGAAUCGGAUGUAUCAAUGUCUAAAUAUACAUUUAGUAUAGAAUUUACAUUUGUGCCAAGAGCAUCAUAAACAACUCAUUAUUGAAGAAUUCUUCCUUUCAUCAAUUCACUUGAUAGAUAUGGGAAGGUGGAUAUAUGUUACGAAAGUAUCUAAUUAUUUUUAUGGGAUCGUAUUUAUUCUAACAACUUGUAUGACAGCAUCGGUAAUCGGCGAGUCGUUGAUACAGUCAAAUUGCAGCAUUGAUCCUUGUAUGUACGGAAUUUGUUUGGAUAACGACAAUAGUAGCUCUUAUUCGUGUUAUUGUAUCGAUGGAUAUACCGGAAUUAAUUGUGAAAUUAAUUGGGAUGAUUGUUGGUCAAAUCCUUGUCUCAAUGGUGGAAUAUGUACAGAUGCCGUAGCAGCUUACAAUUGUACUUGUUCCGAAGGUUUUAUAGGAAUAAAUUGCGAGCAAAAGUAUAGUGAAUGCGCGAAUCAACCUUGUCUUAACAAUGGUACCUGUCUCGAUUAUGAUGGAUUUAUAUGUCAAUGUCCUGAUGGAUAUUCAGGUGAUUAUUGUGAAAUUGAUGCUUCGGUUUGUAACGAUACGAUUUGUAAAAAUUUCGGGGAGUGUGUCGAAGGACCAGGAUUUUCUUUCUUUUGCCGAUGCCCUGCAGGAUGGACUGGUCAAUUAUGCGACGAAGAUAUCGAUGAAUGUGUUACUUCACCGUGCAAAAAUGGUGGACUUUGUAUAAAUGUUCCGGCUACUUAUACGUGUGCUUGUUUGUUCGGUUUUACCGGCAAAGAUUGCGACAAAGUUAUUUUACCGUGUGAUCAAAAUCUUUGUCAAAAUGGCGCAGUGUGUUUACUCGAAGACAAUAAAUCAGUUUGUUACUGUGUACCUGAUUAUCAUGGAGCACUGUGCGAACUUAGAUAUGAUGAUUGUGAAUCAAAAUCAGCUAAUUGCGAAAAUGGUGGUACUUGUAUCGAUGGAAUCAAUAGUUAUACCUGUGCUUGUCCUCCCGAUUACAGCGGAAUUAUUUGCGAAGAGUACAUUAUCUCAUCUACAUCAACAUCAACGUCGUUUAUAACAAAAGACUCGAUAGAAGUAAAUGUUAGUAGUAUUAAGUCAACUGAUGUAUCUUCAUCGGAACCUACAUCUACGUCCAUUGUAUUCACUCCUACCAGCUCAAGUCUACAUCCUCAUCCGAUCACGUUAUCAACGACAGUUUCAAAAACUAUCGAUCAUUAUACAAAAUGGUAUCCCUCGAUAGAAACGACCUUGCCUACCCAAACAGAUCGAAACGUAAUUACGACCAGUACAGAAAAUGCGUCGUUUUUUACGGAGACAUCAUUAAUUUUUUUACAUACGUCAACUAGAAAAGAUACUUCAGAAACUCAUAUUGUAUCAGAAACAAGGAUUACCGAAGAAGAAACAGUUUCUUCUACAUCGGAGAUUUCUCUAGCGAGAACAGAACCGAUUAAUUAUCAUAACGUUACGGAUAGUACAAGAACAUCAGACGUUAAUGAAGAUAAUAUUACGGAAUCAUUUUUAUCGGUGUCAGCAUCGGCUCAUCAACAAACAAGUAAAGAAAUAAGUAGUACGCUACCAUAUACAGCAAGUACUAUUGGAUAUCAUCCAACGGUAGAAGUGACUGAUUCUAAGAAUAUUACAAACGAUACAACAACCAGAUCUAGUCGCGUGUUUACUGAUGCUACAACUGCAUCUGUUUUAGAUAGUGAUUAUUUUUCGGAAAAUACAACUUUAAUACAAAAUAUUUUUACAACGGAAUCCAUAGAACCGCCGAUUACUUCCUCGAUUGCAGGAGGAGAAUUAUCAUCCACGUUAACGUCAACGUCAACGUCCGUUAAUACUCCUAGAAGUUCAACAACUCAAUUUCUGCAACACAGCACUACUAUAAGUACCAUUGUAAAUGCAACUGAAACUACAGUUACUCUUGAUCUUGAAAAUAGUACAUUACAUACAAAAUACGAUCAAGUUCCCAUUGCGACAGAACAAUCGUCAACUAGUAGUGAAUGCAAUGAAAAUUCCUGUACAACUGGAACUACUAUACCAUCUGCGCGCAACGUAUCAGAAUGCAAUUGUACAGAACGGGAGGAAGAAUGCAAACGUAUUAAAAGCGCAGCGUUUAAUGGAAAGUCUUAUGCAAGGCAGAGUAUUAAUAUUAACGUUAAUAAUGAUACUAUGAGUCUUCGAAUUUAUGUUAAACUUAGAACACGAUUCAAGAAUGGUAUAAUACUUCAUGUAUAUUUUGACGAUGAACGUUAUGCUUUAAUAUAUUUAGAAAGUAGUAUAUUGAAAUUUCAAUUCUCGUGUGGUUUGGAAACAAUGUUACUUGGCGAGAUUGAUUCCGCCAUUAAUAAUGGAUUUGAAGCGGAAAUCGAUAUGAGAUUUGAAUACUAUAUUAUGAAUAAAAGUGAUAAAUGUUCUGCUAAGUUAUUAGUAAAUGGUACUACAGCCGUAAGUGGUGAACAAAUGUUAUCAUUCCGAGAACAUUUUCCACAUCGUGCUACUUUGAAUUUAGGUGGCAUACCGUUGGCCUUUUCCCAUUACUUUCCUCGUGUAGCUAUGGGAUUUAUUGGUUGCAUGAACUCAUUGAUGGUAAAUGGCCUCCAAAGAAAUUUUAUUCAUGAUUCUACAGAGACAUUUCAAAUUGAAGAAUGUACAUCAUUUUUCUGCUUAUCAAAUCCAUGUCAAAACUUCGGAGCAUGUGAAGAAAAUAAUGGUGCUAUUCGUUGUCAUUGCGUUGCAGGUUAUACAGGGACAUUAUGCGAACGUUCAAUAUGCGACGAGAAUCCUUGCUCACUAGGGGCAACCUGUAUAAGUUCACCGGGAACUGGUUUUAUUUGCAUUUGUCCUCUUGGAACUCAUGGACUUUUUUGUGAAGAAGAUACUAUUGUAAUUCGUCCGUCCUUUUCAAGUUUGAUACCAGGCUUCUCAUCGUAUAUUGCUUAUGGCGUUUCAAAUUCAAUUAAAGACACUAUGGAACUUAAAAUGAAACUCAUUCCACAUACUUUAGAUCAAAUAUCUCUUAUAGCUUAUUUAGGACAGAGUGGCUCACGCCAGGAAAUAUCAGAUCAUCUUUCUAUAACUUAUGUACGUGGUUAUAUAAUGUUAACGUGGGAUCUUGGUUCAGGUAAAUUAGUAUUUACAUUUAAUAACAGUUUCGGAGCAUAUGCUCCUAUUAGUGCAAUUAUCAUUCAUUUGUGUAGUGAUAUUUAUCUAGGCGUACGCAGGAUCUUCACAAAAACACCGUUAACUUCUAUAUCAGCUGUAACUGCACCAGGAAUGAAAAGUCAUAAUCCACAUACAUUACAUAUUGGAAGAACAGGUAGAGAUGCGUGGCUUGCUAUUGAUGAUACAUAUAAUGUUACUGGUCAGGCAGCUGGUAUUAUGUCUCAGCUUGAUGUGUCUCCUAUACUAUACAUUGGUGGUCACAAAUCUAAAAAUUUUGAAAUGCUACCACACGAUUUACCUUUACAUACUGGUUUUUCUGGAUGCAUAUUUGAUAUCGAAUUACGUACGAAAGAUACAAUCUUCCCAAUAACCAGUUCUAGUCCAGCUACUGGACGUGGCGUAGGAGAAUGUCAUCGUAACGAAUGUAUUCGUCAUUCCUGCAAAAAUGGUGCAGUUUGCUUGAACCAUGGUUCUACAUAUAGUUGUAUAUGUACGAAGGAUUGGACAGGCCCGGAUUGUUCUUUACCAGUGGAAAAACGUUUUUCUAGUAAUCUAUCAGCCUGUCAUAUAUCAAAUUAAUAAAUAAUUUCAAAAUGUCAUAAAAAGCUUAACAUAUUACUACAUUCUUUAUAUUUGUAUUAAAUUAUUACACGAACCUUGUGUGUUGAUAUAUUUUUAAUUAAAUAAUUAAUAAU
Messenger RNA from Polistes canadensis, 3914 nucleotides. It is a transcript of the gene eys, whose product is annotated as protein eyes shut. The transcript has 15 exons. Gene Ontology annotation, biological process: heterophilic cell-cell adhesion; establishment or maintenance of epithelial cell apical/basal polarity. Bases 163 to 3798 code for a protein of 1211 amino acids. Lineage: Eukaryota; Metazoa; Arthropoda; Insecta; Hymenoptera; Vespidae. Gene Ontology annotation, molecular function: calcium ion binding. Gene Ontology annotation, cellular component: plasma membrane; protein-containing complex. The record is from RefSeq and is a predicted model, not a curated record.